Molecule: messenger RNA, 428 nt
Organism: Achroia grisella
Lineage: Eukaryota; Metazoa; Arthropoda; Insecta; Lepidoptera; Pyralidae
Product: cytochrome c oxidase subunit 6C-like
Exons: 3
Coding region: 84-413 (109 amino acids)
Source: RefSeq, a predicted model, not a curated record
UUCAACAGUUAUCAUUCCUUUCGAUUAUCGCUAACUCGUCUUCCUCGGCUGAUGUGUUUGUUUUAGCGUCAAAUUGUGCAAGAAUGAGCUACCAGCCGUGCCCUCCGUCAACACCGCAGCCCUGCCCACAGGCGUGUCCCCCACCGCCGCCGGCUCCACCAUGCCGUGUGAAACCAAUUAUGCGAGGUCUCCACCGAGCUCAGACUAAAGCACUCAUAGCACAGGGCACUUUACUGGCAUUUAUUGGUGGGGCAGCUUACUAUGUACUCAUUAGCGCACCAAGGAUUGCAGCUUAUAAGGAUUUUUAUGCAAAAGGUGAAUUUGAAGAUUGGGCCGAUGAGAUGGCAAGAAAAGGCUUGUUCCAAUCGGUUCCCGUGGAAUCUCUAAAAGAUAACCAGCAUAUGAAUAAAUAGCCAAUGUAACAAUUA